This is a messenger RNA of Staurois parvus, 312 nucleotides long. The record is from the annotation of a GenBank genome assembly. NCBI's taxonomy places the organism in Eukaryota, Metazoa, Chordata, Amphibia, Anura, Ranidae.
UUAACCUCUUCACGCCGGCCAAACACAAAUGUGCGGCCUCCCAAUGUCUGGGCCUAGACGCCGAGCGGCCGCACAUUUGUGUUCUAUUAAAAAAGGACAUAUGUGCCGAGAGCACGCCCCCUGCACGCUCUCCCAGCACACAUGUCCGGUACUCACGGAAAGGUCCCGAUCUCCUCUUUCGAUCGGGACUUUUCUUGAUCAUGUGACCGUCGUGACGGCGCAUCACGGCGGUCACAUGACCCUAAACCCUGCCCCGCCUCCUGGCUUCUGGAACCCUUAAAGGGCCGGGAGGCGCCGGUGUGAAGGGGUUAA